Trichosurus vulpecula (common brushtail) is the source of this 1413-nucleotide messenger RNA. It is a transcript of the gene OTOL1, whose product is annotated as otolin 1. Gene Ontology annotation, molecular function: protein binding. Lineage: Eukaryota; Metazoa; Chordata; Mammalia; Diprotodontia; Phalangeridae. The transcript has 4 exons. The record is from RefSeq and is a predicted model, not a curated record. The coding region runs from base 1 to 1413 and encodes 470 amino acids.
AUGUGGAUGUUUUCUUGGCCUUGGGCCAAUCUGAUGAUUUUAGUUGUUGCUGUAAUAGGCUUACUGGCCAAGACCACGCCAUCGACAAAAUUUACCAAGAAACCUCCUGGAAAAGAUGUCCCAAAGGGUUUUAAGCCAUCCACUGCACCCCCUACCAAAGAAGAAACACCAUUCACAGAGGCAGAUGAGAUGGAGGAAAUGACCACAGAGCCUCCUGCGAUGACCUCUGCCUUCACUCUCUUCCCUUUUGAUAACUUCACUCUGGACACAGCAGAUUUCCUUUUUAAUUGCUGUGACUGCUGCAUGCCUGCCCCUGGGCCAAAAGGAGAGCCAGGGGAGCCUGGAUGGCCAGGUCCCAAGGGAGAGACUGGUGACUUAGGGAAUCCAGGUCAUCCAGGAAUUGUUGGGCCACCAGGCACAAAGGGCCACAAAGGCGAAAAGGGAGACAAAGGAGAACAUGGUGAUCCAGGAGUAAAUGGAGUUCCAGGAUAUCCUGGGAAACCUGGAGAACGAGGUGGACCUGGACCUACAGGUGAUAAAGGGAACAUUGGGCAGGCUGGAGUAAAAGGACAAAAAGGAUCCAAGGGAGACCCGUGUGAGAAUGGCACCAAGGGAGAUAAAGGAGACAGUGGGGACAUGGGGCUACCAGGCUUAAAUGGAGAAACCGGAGCCAAGGGAGAAAAGGGGGAGAUGGGUGAUAAGGGAUUCUGCGGAGAAUCUGGAGAAAGAGGAGGAAAAGGGCAAAAGGGGGAAGUAGGAAUGAAGGGAGAAAAAGGCAGCAAAGGAGAUGUGGGGGGAGAAGGCGCCAGGGGCUUAGAUGGCCAGCAUGGCAUCCCGGGUGAGCCAGGUAUUAAAGGUGAAAAAGGGGAUCUAGGAUCUCCUGGUGUUAUUGGGCCAGUUGGACCUAAGGGAGAUCUUGGUGGCAAAGGGACCCGAGGGACUGUUGGGAAAAAAGGCUCUCGGGGUCUCAAGGGCUCAAAGGGGGAAUGUGCCAGUGUCAAAAGAUCGGCAUUCAGUGCUGGCUUAUCCAAGCCUUUCCCUGCUCCCAAUAUUCCUAUCAAAUUUGAUAAGAUUCUCUAUAAUAAGCAGGGGGACUACAAUCCAGGCACUGGGAAAUUCAAUUGUAGCAUCCCAGGAGUUUAUGUCUUUGCUUACCAUUUCACUGUGAGAGGCAGGCCUGCCCGGAUCAGCCUUAUAGCACAAAACAAGAAGCAGGCCAAGUCUAGGGAAACGAUUUAUGGCCAAGAAAUCGAUCAGGCAUCUUUCCUCACCAUUCUCAAACUAAAUGCAGGAGACCAAGUCUGGCUAGAAGUUGGGCGAGAUUGGAAUGGAGUGUAUGUCAGCGGCGAAGAUGACAGCAUUUUUACAGGGUUCCUAUUGUACCCGGAAGAUGUCACUGAUUUUUCGCCAUAG